AUGAAACGCGAAAAUGAUUUAAUUAUCACAGCUCUUGGACAUUCGCCGCCAUUCACAACGCAAUAUCAGAAAUCAAUUAAUGAAUUGAUCUCGCUUUAUGAUCAAGUUCGAGACCUUGAAAACGAAAAUUUGGAGAAGCUCGUUCUUGCAUUAUAUAUUAAAUUAUGCGCCAAUAUUCUCUCAGUCUUAAAAAAGAAAUCUGCUCCACAAUUAUACGGUUUGGCUUAUGGAAUUGCUGAUAAAAUCGAUCUCAACUUAUCAAUGGAUGAUAUUGAUAUGGAGAAAUGGACAAAACGCAUUCUUUUCGAAUGCGCUGUUCAUAUCGAUGCGAAAAAUUCGUUUGAAGUGGACACGACAUUUAGCACCGAAGCUGUUGUGGAUAAUUUGUGUUUGUCCCAUGGUCGCUUGCAAUUCGUUCGCGGCUCGAUUUUCGACACCGCCAAAGGAAUCGUUGACAGUCAUCCGAAGACACUGAAUAUCGACAUGUCGGAUUGUGCGAGUGUCGAAGUGAUUUCCGAUGAAGUUUUCCUUCGAUUGAUUAUUUGGGCUUGCAAGUGGAAAAUGAAUCACUUGAAUGAAGUGAUAUUCGAAAAAGUGUUCGCUAGGCUUCCCGUCGUCCCAAAAGCCAAUGAUCUCAUCAAGAGCGGCCUUUCUCUGUUAGACGUCAGAAUUUUCAUUUCCUCGCUCUCGGUGAUUUCUUCAAAAACGACAGAAAGUGGACUUACUGUUCAAGAGGAGCCUCGAAUCGCCUCGAAUUUAUCGUUGUCGAAAAUUCAAAUCGACUCUUGGAAAGCUCUCAUCGAUGUGGCUACGAAAACAACCACUGUCCAACCUGCUAGUAGUCUGCGCUGCUCUCAGGUUAUCGCGGCUGUUCGACUCACGAAUGGUGGAAGUGAGGAUGUUCGUGUCCUGUUCGAGGUCUGGAAGUCGUGCCUCCAGAAUUCGGCGAAAAAUGACGAAGACGUGUUCGAGGCGAUAAAUGCGCUUAAUGAUGUAUAUCGCACGAAAAUGAAUCAGCUUUUGGCGUAUGGACCAUCAUAUCCGAAUGAUUCGACGACUCACAUUCGAUUGUCGAUGGAUCGGAAACGAGACAAUCGAGGAUUGUUCCCACUUCAAUUUGAUUAUGAGUUUGUCGAUGUGACCGAGGCCGAGCACAUUGGAGCUGUUAUUAAUAGCACGGAAGGAUACGAGUUUGAUGGCGAGCCGGAGCCAUCAACUGAUGAUUAUAGUUUUGAAACUGCAACUGAGAAUUAUUCGGAUCAGAGCGUUUCGGAAUUCUUCUCGCCUAUGAAGCAUAAUCGGAAUUCGAUGGUCCCUGAAUCCAUCAGCAAGCUAAUUCAUGAAAAUUCGAUGAUCUCGACACAAAGUGUUAUUUUGACUCCAAUUAAGGAGGUCGAAAAGAAGAAGGAAGAAACCUCGCCUGGAUUCGUUAUGAACAUUCCUCUUAUUUUUCCGCCGAAGAUCGAAACGGGAGAUUCAAAUAUUCCGCCGCAGGUAAAUGAGGAAAGUGUUGAGGAGAACGAAGAAGAUGAUGAAAAUGAGGAUGAAGAGGAGGAUAAUUUGGAAGCAGCGCUUCUCGAAUGCGAAAAAAGGCAUGAAGAGAGUGUUCGGAAUUCGCCGAAAAAGACGAUGCCGAAAGAGCAGCUUGCUGUAUUCAAAACGCCAACGAAGAACGCUGAAACGGCGACCGACGAUCUUGCUGAAAUGCCGCCGACGCCGCCUUCAUCGUUGGCCGAAUUGAAUUCGUGCAAUGAAUCGCCGGUUUUGAGCCGAGAAGAGGAUGAAAUGAUGAUGAUGAAAUUGCUCGAAUCGAGCACGAAAAUGCUCGCGAAUUUGAGAAUGAGCAAGCUUGGAUUGAAAUUUGAAGAGAAAUAUGAAGAUGACGAUAUUGUUUUCAACAAAGCUCAGGAGAAACUGAAAAUGAUUAAAAACGAUAUAAUGGAUAUUGUUGGACGCUUCCACGAUUCUUCGAAAUGUUUGGGAUGCCAGACCGAUGAUGCACAAGACAGGGCUCUGAAUGUGCUCAAAGAUUUAGCUGUGAAAUUUGACCAGGAAGGCCGAUGCUAA
This is a messenger RNA of Caenorhabditis bovis, 2067 nucleotides long. The record is from the annotation of a GenBank genome assembly. Lineage: Eukaryota; Metazoa; Nematoda; Chromadorea; Rhabditida; Rhabditidae.